Molecule: messenger RNA, 549 nt
Organism: Pedinophyceae sp. YPF-701
Lineage: Eukaryota; Viridiplantae; Chlorophyta; Pedinophyceae
Source: the annotation of a GenBank genome assembly
AUGGACGGCAAGAAGCCGGCAGCAGGAGUAGACAACACAGCCAGGCGCACGUGGGACAAGGAGGAAUAUGCCGAGCGCGCGGCGAAGCGGGACAAGGAGGAACAGGAAAUCGCGGACCUGGACCCGCGCGAGGUGAAGCGCCAGAAGCGUCUGGCCCGCGACCCGCUGCACCAGGGUCUGAUCGCCGAGCGCUCGCUGCUCAAGUCGCGCAGCUACAAGCUCGACCUGGAGCGGAAGCUGGGCAAGACGCAAGUGGUGGGCCUCAACACGGCGCUCUCGCAGCAGCCGGGCUACUACUGCUCCGUGUGCGACUGCGUGCUGCGGGACUCCACCUCGUACCUCGACCACAUCAACGGCAAGUACCACCAGCGCGCGCUCGGCAGUUCGAUGGUGGUGGAGAAGUCCAGCGUGGAUCAGGUGCGCGCGCGGAUGCAGCUGCACAAGGAGCGCAAGGAGAAGAAGGGCAAGGACGAGGACGCGCUGGACGAGAUGAAGGCGCGCAUCGUGGAGCGGCGGGAGGAGGAGGAGGAGCGGGAGCGGGAGCGCUGA